AUGGUAGCUAAAGAAUUGAAAAAAAACCACCUCUUGUUGUAUCACGGAUCACGGAAACUGACAGUUUUAGAUAUUCUAUUUGCUGUGUCCAUCACAAACACGACUGAAAGGAGUGGGAGAGAGACGCUCUUUUCAACUCACUGGUACAUAAAAAAAACCUCACAAAAUGUAAAAUAUAUACAAGAGGAAAAAUAUCAACCGCUACAAAGAGUAUCAACAGAACGACAACACCAGCAACCGAUGUCUGCGGAUGGAGAAAAAUUGUACGUGAAAAUUGAAAUGGAAAAAAUAUCUGUAGAGGCACACAGGCAGCAACUUAGUCGCCUGAGAGAGUUGACAAAUCCCGGGAUGCGACCAAAAGAAUGA
Molecule: messenger RNA, 366 nt
Organism: Clunio marinus
Lineage: Eukaryota; Metazoa; Arthropoda; Insecta; Diptera; Chironomidae
Source: the annotation of a GenBank genome assembly